AUGUUGAAAUGCCAUAAGAACAAGGAUUUCCAGGGAGAUCUCACCUCCUACAUGAACCAGUGUGAGCUGUCAAAUCUACCACAAAUUGUGCCUCACUUGAUACUUCCUGUCACCGCAAGAACUGAAUUUGAUCAUAACUGGACUUGUAAGUCUUGGAGAGAAGUGUUUCAGUUUAAGUCCAAGACUGCUAAGGUUCCUAAUUCAUAG
Messenger RNA from Prunus armeniaca (apricot), 207 nucleotides. The record is from the annotation of a GenBank genome assembly. Lineage: Eukaryota; Viridiplantae; Streptophyta; Magnoliopsida; Rosales; Rosaceae.